Exaiptasia diaphana is the source of this 1764-nucleotide messenger RNA. Its product is annotated as trafficking protein particle complex subunit 8. The record is from RefSeq and is a predicted model, not a curated record. The transcript is spliced from 10 exons. Gene Ontology annotation, biological process: endoplasmic reticulum to Golgi vesicle-mediated transport; protein localization to phagophore assembly site. NCBI's taxonomy places the organism in Eukaryota, Metazoa, Cnidaria, Anthozoa, Actiniaria, Aiptasiidae. Gene Ontology annotation, cellular component: phagophore assembly site; cytoplasmic vesicle; TRAPPIII protein complex. The annotation marks the transcript as partial.
AUGGCUGUUUGCUCUCAAAGUCCUUUGGAGCUCCUCCAAGGCGUUUUUUGCCCUACUAUCGCAGUGACUUGUAGCGAAGAUGCUGAACAAGUUUGUAUGAAAAACAAGUUGUCUUUUGUGGAGAUGACACGACCAUUUUGUCAGCUUACUACUGAAGUAUUUAGAUACUAUGUUCUUCUACAUGAUGUCUGUGAUGGUGUUGAGUCCAAGGCAGAGGCUAUAUAUCAGAGCAUGAAAUCUGUCUAUGGUCUCCAUGCAUGCCAYAUGUUGAUGGUAAACUCAGUUAAUCCAACAGCUGCUCUGCAAGUUCCAAAUCUGCCAGACCCUUGGAGUCAGUUUAUUAUACCAGCUAGUGAAGAAACUUUGGACUGGGAUGACAGUAUUGAUGGUAGUCCAGAGACAUCAGAAGAAGAUCCUAUUAAUUGUGCUGUUGAUGAAAACUUUGACCCUGAGGCUGCCAUCAAUGAUAAUGAAGAAUUAAAGACCCGCUCUGGCUCAGGCUCAAUGCUGAUUGGUCCAUUGACAUUUGAAGAUGAUYCUGAAUCAGAGUCUCAACUCAAUGACCUCCCMAUGAAAGGAAAUGCAGAGUUGUCAAAUGCACAUGAGAAAAAGCAUUUGGCAGGUCAGUUCAGGUACUUCUCUACAAGGAAGUUCACCAGUGCCAUAAGAAGUCAGGUGACACAGCGWUCACAUGGAUUAUGUCUCAGCCUAAGUGAUCAAGACAGAAUUAAAAUUUUUAUCCAUGAGUUGGCAUUCAGAGGUCUUCUACCAUAUGUUGAAAGGAUGAUGAAACACCUUUAUGAUCAAAUAAUGGCAAGGAAAGGUCUUCAUAGAUCAAUAUUCUCUGCCACUAAAAAGUGGUUUGGAGGAGGAAAGCCUGCAGGUCUUGCUUCUGGUCUUGUUCCAGGAAUUAUCUAUACCAAUGAUGCCCCUGAGCUUUAUCACAGAAAGCUGGGUGACCUUGCAUUUCUGGUGCARAACUAUGAGCUGGCAUACAGCUGCUAUCACACAGCAAAGAGAGACUUCAACAAUGAGCAUGCAUGGUUCUAUUUUGCYGGAGCAUUAGAAAUGGCUGCAAUUUCAGCAUUCUUAGCUAGCUUGCAAAGACCAUAUCCAUCACAUUAUAUGGAAACAGCUAUUUCAACAUACCUGAAUGCAUGCAGGUCAGGCAACAUGCUACCAGCUUCACUUUCUGAGACAACUAAGAAUGUAAAUUUUCAUAACUUCCCAACAAGUCUUCUUUGUGGAGAAGUGUGCCGUACAACAGCAGAACUGACCAAUUCAGGUCAAUGUACUCUUACUAACUUACACAUGGCAUCAAACCAUCCAGACUUCUUUACCAUUGGUUCACACUGCAUUCAAAGACAUGACAAGAGUAUUUAUCAGUCUACAAGUGUUGGUCAUACUAGUCUAUUAGAACCUGUCAUGUCUGAUAUUAGACGUGUGUUAGCUGUUCCCAUAGAAAGCUUGGCGCCUGGUGAGUCCGUUAAAUUACCAGUGUGGGUCCAGGGAUGUCAACCGACUGGCAAUUAUACCAGAGAUAUUCAAUUUUAUUAUGAAUCUGAAAAGAAGAAUUCAAAGAUGAGUCAUCGUGCUCUUCAACAUGCAUUCCACAUCAAUUCCAGUAGUUCUCUGGCUGUGCGGGCAACGGCUAGAAGAAGUAAACAUAUCAAUAACCUCGAAGAUGAAGAUAAAGAGCAGUUGGUUGUGGCUUUAGACAUAGAAAACCUUGUACAGGUUUGUUGGUUAUUAGAAGGCAUUAUU